Molecule: messenger RNA, 405 nt
Organism: Penicillium alfredii
Lineage: Eukaryota; Fungi; Ascomycota; Eurotiomycetes; Eurotiales; Aspergillaceae
Exons: 1
Coding region: 1-405 (134 amino acids)
Source: RefSeq, a predicted model, not a curated record
AUGGAAGCUGAACCAUCGCUCCCCUCACCCCCGUCCGAAUCGGCGCCAGCCGUUCCUCUUGAUGCAUCAAUACGCACCACUUCGAUCCACCCUGACUGUCCCGAGAUCCAAGUCCCAGGAGAGCCAUUGCUAUCAUAUCGCUAUCACCCAGUUACCUGCCAACCAAUCGAAAAUCUAGAUGUGCGCGUCGAGCUGGAGCAGCUACGGCAACAACACCCAUCCCGUGCUGCAGCCCUCCGUGCACAAGAACAAGCUGCCAAAGAGGUGAAAGAGCGCCUGGAAAAUGCCGAGCGGAAGAGAGAGAAUGUUCAGAAAAAUAUCGACAAGAAGAUCAAGGAACGCAACACGGAGAUGAAGGUCUUGUCCAAGUACCAGGAAGUGAAAGCGUCGGACAUUCCGUCUUGA